CUCGUCAAUGAACCUUCCUUGACAGGCUUCAACAUGCAACUCCCCUUCAAAACCGUAGAUGUGUUCACCACAACACCCUACAUCGGCAACCCCCUGGCCAUCAUCCGCGUCCCAUCCUCCCUGCGCAACAUCCUCACCGAAGAGCAAAAGCAGAAGAUCGCACGAGAAUUCAAUCUUAGUGAAACCACCUUCCUCCACGAACCGGUCCCAGGCACCGAGGAUGGCACAGCAGACGUCGACAUCUUCACCCCAAUCUCCCGCCUCGCGUUCGCUGGACACCCGACAAUUGGUACAGCAAUGUAUGUCUCGCAGCACCCGGAGAUGUAUCCUGGGAUCAAGCAGUUGAAGAUGCUGGCUGGUACCAUCCCCUUCACCUACUCGGAACACAGCGGGAGAGUGAGCGUCAAUGUGCCGCACGCGUUCCGCAUCCACAGGUCUCGCCUGGCUCACCCUUUCCCAGGCAAGGAGGAUGGGAGUGGCAGUGCGACGGUGCCGCUGGUGAGCAUCGUGAAGGGUAUGGCGUUUAACCUUGUAAGUAUGAGGGAUGUGCAGGCGCUGGGGUUGCCGACGAAGGGACUGCUGCCUGUUGAAGAGUGCUAUAAAGCGGAGUACUUGGAUCGGGGAAGUGGGUGGGAUGUUGGAUAUACGGGGACUUUUUACUACACUGAUCUUGGGAUCGAAGAGGGAAUUGAGGGGGAUGCGGGUGUGAGGAAGUUGAGAACGAGGAGCAUUGGUACUAGAGAGGAUCCCGGAACGGGCAGCGCUAGUUGCGCGCUGUGCUGCUAUUUGGCCAUCGUUGCUCGUCAGUCCAGUGCAGAACAAGUACAGAAGUUCCACUUGACGCAGGGUGUGGAAAUGGGCCGGCGGUGCGAUAUUUUUAUCACUGUUCAAACGACUGAGGAUGGUAAGGGGAUUGAGAGUGUGGAGUUGAGUGGGACGGCGGUAAUAGUUAUGAAGGGGAGUUUGACGAUUGAUUGAAUCUGCUGUGUUGACCUUUUGUGGUGUUGAAAGUAUAAUAUGGAGAGAUGGAUUGACUGGUGCACAUCCAUAGCUUUCGUACGCAAGUCAGCAGAUUCAAUCAACUAUCAC
Macroventuria anomochaeta is the source of this 1089-nucleotide messenger RNA. Its product is annotated as phenazine biosynthesis-like protein. The coding region runs from base 34 to 978 and encodes 314 amino acids. The record is from RefSeq and is a predicted model, not a curated record. The transcript has a single exon. Gene Ontology annotation, biological process: biosynthetic process. Gene Ontology annotation, cellular component: cytoplasm. Gene Ontology annotation, molecular function: isomerase activity. Lineage: Eukaryota; Fungi; Ascomycota; Dothideomycetes; Pleosporales; Didymellaceae.